AUGUCUGGCAAAGUUGAGUUAGUUAAGAGUGACAUCGAGCUACAAACUCGUGGUGGCGGGCUGGCUGUAGAACUUCAAGUUUGUACUGCUCUCAGGACUUGGGCUAGGCAAGAAGUUCAAGAUGAUGCAGCAGACAUUCAUGGACUUAGCCAACAGUCCAUUACUAAUGUAUGCCGCAGAGUGGCUCUGGCUUUGGCAAAAAACGCGGCACAGUUCAUACGCAUGCCUGUGUCACUAGAAGAGCAAGAACAACUAGUUUCCGGAUUUAGAAACAUUUGCGGCUUUAGGAACGUGAUUGGUGCUAUAGAUUGCACGCACAUAAAAAUUAAAAAAGUUGGUGGUGAUAGCGCACAAUACUAUAUCAACAGAAAGGGGUUUUCAUCCUUAAAUGUCCAGGUAGUUUGUGAUUCUCAAUUGAAGAUAAGAGACAUAGUCGCACACUGGAGGGGCAGUACACAUGAUGCAAGGAUUUUCAGGGAAAGUCGAAUUCGGCAACAAUUUGAAAAUGGGGAAUUUAGUGCCCGUUUACUAGGAGAUUCAGGCUAUGGUUUAACAAAUUAUUUGUUUACACCAAUCCAGAAUCCCCGUGGUGUGAAGGAAGAGUCUUACAACAGAGCACACAUAUUGACAAGAAACCCAAUUGAAAGGUGUUUUGGAGUAUGGAAACAGAGGUUUCGUUGUCUAUUGCAUGGAUUUAGUGUAACACUAAAAAAUGUAAAAUUGUACAUUGUAGCACUUGCUAUACUCCACAAUAUUGCCAUCGAUAUGAAAGAAGACAUUGAUUUUCUUGAACCUCACUUGUCUGAAAAUGAUGAUAAUCAACAAAUGCUAAGGAGAGAUAAUGAUAGCCGAUCUGGCCAAGAAACAAGAACAUUGUUCAUUGAAACACACUUUUAG
Molecule: messenger RNA, 897 nt
Organism: Hyposmocoma kahamanoa
Lineage: Eukaryota; Metazoa; Arthropoda; Insecta; Lepidoptera; Cosmopterigidae
Product: putative nuclease HARBI1
Exons: 2
Coding region: 1-897 (298 amino acids)
Source: RefSeq, a predicted model, not a curated record